Molecule: messenger RNA, 2518 nt
Organism: Panicum virgatum (switchgrass)
Lineage: Eukaryota; Viridiplantae; Streptophyta; Magnoliopsida; Poales; Poaceae
Product: calmodulin-binding protein 60 F-like
Exons: 14
Coding region: 164-2227 (687 amino acids)
Biological process (GO): regulation of salicylic acid biosynthetic process
Cellular component (GO): nucleus
Molecular function (GO): calmodulin binding; DNA-binding transcription factor activity; sequence-specific DNA binding
Source: RefSeq, a predicted model, not a curated record
AGUAGCCACUGGCGAACUCCCGGCUGGUUGCUAGCCGAGUUGCCGUAGUACAAUAUUUGCGGCGCGCCUCGACUUUUCCACUUCCCCUCCCCUCCGACGCGGCGGCGACCAGGACCCGAGGAGAGAGCCGAGCCAGCCAGCGAGGGAGGGAGGGAGGGAUCCAAUGGCUCCCAAGAGGGAGCUGUUCGUGGCGGCCGGAGACGGCGGGGCGGCGCCGCCUCCGGAGAAGCGCCUGCGGGCGGAAGCGGCUCCCGGCAGCAGCCCCGAGCCGCCGUCGUCGCCGAGGCACUUUCUGGCCAUCGUGCUCGUCGUCCUCUUCUUGAAACGCCCGAAGGGUAGGAGCACGGACGCCAUCCCAAUCUCCGCCUUGAAGUUUGGUCGCAUGAUGCGAGACCAGAUUUGUCGUUUCAUUAAUCCCUUGUUUAGCAAACUGGAAACUAUGGAUAGCAAACUGGAAACUAUGGGUAGCAAACUGGGAAGAAUGGAGGAGCAGAUUCUGGAUAUCACCGUGAAAGUGGACAAUAUAGCACGGCGCUCUCCUGACCACCACAAUCAUGAGCAGUUCAGGCAAGAGACAAACCAGGAAGUCAAACCUGCUGAAGCUGAAGGAUUGGCCAGUACUGAAGGCAAGGGUGAAAACACAAGCAUUCAGCUGCGCUUCCUCAAUGGAAUGAACACGCAAGUUUACCAUGACGAUGAGAUAAAAUCUGACCGCAAUACAGCCAUUAGGAUUGGCAUAUUCAAUGGAGAGAAAAUGAUUGAAUCAGGCGAGCUUUCGAAUGUGCAAAUUGAGAUCUUCGCCCUUGAGGGUGACUUUCCUUAUGCUUCCCCAAAGAGUUGGACUGCUAAGAAGUUCAAUAAACAUAGAGCCAAUGCUCGGGAUGGAAGAGGAAAUGUGUUGGCAGGUGAAGGAAUAAAAGCCCAGCUGAAGAAUGGACAGUGCGAUCUUGGCAGCAUCAAAUUCACAGAAAAUUCAAGCAAGGCUCACAGAGGGAAGUUCAUCAUUGGGGCACGAGUUUGUGAGGGUGAGGUAUCUGGCAUCCGUGCCCAAGAGGCUGUCAUGGACCCUGUGGUUGUGCAGGAUCGCAGAAACAAAUUCAAUGAAAAGCGACACCUUCCUAAGCUCGAUGAUCCGGUGCAUCGAUUGAAAGAAAUUGCGAAAGAUGGGAUUUACUGCAAGAGGCUCGAGAAGGAGAAGAUCCGCACUGUGCAGGACUUCUUGAAGGCUCUGAAUAAGGAUCCUGAGAAGCUUGCCAAAGUUCUCCAGAUAAAAAAAGAACACAGGAACUGGGAGAAGAUGGUCGAGCAUGCAAGGAAGUGCCCCCUUGGGCGUGAGCUGAAAUCAUACCACUGCCCAGAGACAAACAUUGUGCUCUUUUUCAAUUGCGUGCAUGGUUUUGUUGGAGCUGAAUUUGAUGGCCGUUACAGAGCGUGUGGCAAGUUUGACCAGGAUGAACAGUUGCAGGAUCUAGUAGAUAAGCUGAAAGGGAGUGCAUAUGAUCAAUUGGAUGCUCUUCGUCCUGAUUAUGUAAUGACAGAGACAGACAACUUUCCUCGGCCACUUACUGCAUAUAUAGGUGGCGCUGGUUCUAGUGCUGGAGUUGGACCAUCCAACAUGCCAAGUGGUUGUUCUGGUCCUGUUGCAGCUUAUCAAGCUGCAUGUAUUCCAGCUGUCGAAAGCUCGAGCCACACUCAGAUUGAGUCAUCCAUUGCAAACACGAACAUGGAUCCCAGUCCCAGCUCCUCUAUUCCUGAUCGCCACAGUGCAUAUCAAUAUCAAUAUCAAUAUCAAGGAACCCGGCUUGCUGGUCAGGAGCAGUUCUCCUCUACCUCCCAUAAUGGUUUAUGUCAGGAACCUGUUGGUCGACCGGACUCUUGUAGUUGGGCAACCAAGGAGUUGUACCAUGGAGAUGAACAAGACGAAGUGGGGCGUUUCCUGAACCAAGCAGGGUUUAAUCAGGUGGACAUCCAGAGUUCGCUCUUCUGGCUAGGCAAUGACACCUUAGAAGCACCAACUUCCUCUCAGGGCUAUAUGAUGUUAACACCACAACAACCUGCAGCUGGUGGUGCUCCAGCAUCAGCUCAAGGUAGCACAUCAGCUCAAGGUAGCAUGCAGAGCCAGAUGCAAGCUCCCCUGCUCCAAAGCAAUGACACCUCGGUGGCGUCGGCUUCUGCUGAACAGGCCCUUCCACCACAGGAAUGGUCUUCCUGGAGCGACUUGAUCUGAAGACUGACAUUUGGUAGCUGUGCAUAGAUUUGAUUCCCUGGAUCAGGUACCAGGUGCAGCAACAGUUGUAAGCUAAAAAAAGAAGUAAUACAGUUUUACGACUUCUAUCACUAUUUUCUCUUGUAUAAUGUAGAACCUGAAGUGUGGUGUGUGAUUCAGCUGGACUGCUUUAGGGUACUGCCUGUUCAUACAAGCCUGGUAUGAGUGUAGAACUGUAAUGCCUGGCAGGAGGAAAGAAAGAAAGAAAGAAAAACAACAUUUUUCUAGUAAAUUAUGUUCAAUUUCAGUGUA